Messenger RNA from Olea europaea var. sylvestris, 437 nucleotides. Its product is annotated as protein MICROTUBULE BINDING PROTEIN 2C-like. Gene Ontology annotation, molecular function: microtubule binding. The record is from RefSeq and is a predicted model, not a curated record. Gene Ontology annotation, biological process: plasmodesmata-mediated intercellular transport. Bases 131 to 412 code for a protein of 93 amino acids. NCBI's taxonomy places the organism in Eukaryota, Viridiplantae, Streptophyta, Magnoliopsida, Lamiales, Oleaceae. The transcript has 2 exons.
UUCACAUUAUGCUACUUUUGUAUAUUUUUCACAGAUUGAGCUUGCUGACAAACAAGCAGCUGUGGAAAAAUUAGAAUGGGAAUCAACAACUUCCAGCAAAAAGGUGGAGAAGCUCCAGGAAGAUCUAGAAAUGGCAGAAGGACAGGUUUCAUCUAUGAUGGUAUUGAUUCAAGGCUUGGCCAGGACUUGUUCUGCCCUUUCGGUUGAAGACUAUGUUGAUGUGCCUCACCCUCUUGACCAUGAUCAUGGUUUAGAUGAUUUAAAUGAAAUCGGAAGGCAAAAACUGGAGGCAGCAAGGGAAGCUUAUAUUAUUGCUGUUGCUGCUGUAAAGGAAAAGCAAGACGAAGAUUCUAUUGCUGCGGCUGCCAAUGCUAGACUACAUCUACAAUCACUUGUUUUGAAACAAACUUAAGCACCAGAGGCUUUGUUACAUUAAU